CAUUACACUUUGUAAUACUUGAAAGUAUGGCUUCUGUACCCUAUCUCCCAAUCCUCUUUCUCAACCUCUGCUUCUUCUUGCUUGCUACUUCUAAAGCUCUUUCUUCGUCAUCCAUUGCUUCUCAACAAACCAAAUUCUGGAGCCAAAAUGUAGAUAGCAAAAUGCCAAAAUCUAUCCUCUCUAAAUUAUCCCCACUUUCGGAGAGUGAGACAGAAGUGUUGGCUUCCUUAGUAUCCAAACGAUACUUCACAUCGAACCCCAAAUUCUGCACUACUGCUAAUUUAGCUUGCUCGGAUGACACGCAUGUUGUAAAAACACUUGGUUUUAUUAGCGCUGGGUGUCCUGCUUGUAUUGUUCACCAUAAAGUUUCCAAUCCUUCGUUUCACUUUAGACCUUCAGACCUCAAAAAAGGGCACAAGGUCAUUCUCCCAGAUCUCACUAGCCAACUCUCUAAUCGUGCUUUUCUUCCUUCUCAAAUUGGGAGAAAUAUCCCUCUUAGCACGAGUGAGUUACAGAGAAUAUUUCCUAUAGUGUUCUCCGAUCCGCAGACAAAGGCCCGCAUAGACACGAGCCUCCGCCAUUGUGACACGACAACAGUCAAUAGAGAGACACGUAGCUGCCUAAAGACCCUAGAGGAUAUGAUUCAAUUCUCCAGGAAAAGUUUAGGCCAAAAACAUAUGAUUGCUUUGGCAUCGGAGAAUACCAAGAGCCUGGGAAACCAAGUGGUCACCACUCAGAUUUCUAAACCUUAUAACACAGACAAGAUUGUCGUGUGCCAUGAGGAGUUCUUUCCCUUUGCCACCUAUUACUGUCAUGUGUUGCUGUCAACACAAGUCUACGCCGUUGAUAUGGUUAAUCCAAUCGCAGGAGGUAUACCUACUCCCCUUUUUGCACUUUGUCAAAUGAAUACUUCGUCUCAUGUCGCUUUUGAGCCACAUGAAACAUCCCCAGAGGGGAAAGAGCAGCUGUGUCAAUGGAUCACUGAAAUGGAUAUUGUUUGGAUUGGUUAUGAUUAGAUCGAUAAAUGAAAGGAAUAAGAUGAAAUUAAAUAAAUUAGCUACUACUAUUAGAACCAUGGGCUAAACACAAUGUUUGGUCAAGAAUUUGUCCCAUGGUGAAGUACUAUGUAAUAUAACUGCUCUGCUUAGCUUCCAGUAUAUUAGUUUGUUAUCAAAUGUUUAAGGUAUCAUACCAUCCAAUGUAAGAUUGUAUCCAUAUUGCAAGUAGUUGAUACGUUUAUUUACUAUUU
Messenger RNA from Ipomoea nil (Japanese morning glory), 1249 nucleotides. RefSeq names its product BURP domain-containing protein 16-like. The record is from RefSeq and is a predicted model, not a curated record. NCBI's taxonomy places the organism in Eukaryota, Viridiplantae, Streptophyta, Magnoliopsida, Solanales, Convolvulaceae. Bases 27 to 1016 code for a protein of 329 amino acids. The transcript has 2 exons.